UACGGCUCGUGCCUCAGAGCGUAUUUAUAGAAUUAACGGUCCGAAGAGGAAGAGAGGGGCAGAGGCGGGCAGUUGAGGGGCAGACGGACGCGCUCGGGGUGAAGGUAGUGUGGUAGCCAAGCGGUCCUGCCUUUUUUUGCCUCCAUCCUCUCUCUGUCCUGUCCCUUCUUUAUCCUACUUCUCUCUCUUUCUCCCCCCUCUCUCUCCCACUCUCACUCUCUCUGUCUCUGUGAUGCCGGGCUGUGGGUGAGCGUAUGCCCGUGACCAGACAGAAGCUGGGGAACUUAAAGGUGGUGCGGCGGCAGCUGCUGCAAAGGUAUGAACACCAGCCGUUUGUCUCCUGUCUGGCUGGCCUCUAUGGUUGCCAAUGGAGACGAUACCAAAGAGCCCGGGCGCAACCAGGGGAGUGCUGCUGCAGCAAGGUGGAGUGUGGCAGUUUUGGCCUCCUGAUCCUCACCUUCUUCCUGAGUUUUGUAUUCCUCUAUUUCUGGAGUGAAGCUCAGAACGACUACGACGACUUUGAUUGGUUUAACUUUGGGACUCUUGGUUUCUGGUUUCCCUGGUCUCUGGUGCUGCUGGUUGUUGCUGCUGCUCUCUUCACAUACAUCGCCCUACUAUUGGUGCUGGCUGUGUGUCUGCUUUCUGAGGGUCAGAGGCUUUACCUUCACUGGAGCCACAAGACUGGCAUCGUGGUGACAUUGGCGUUCUCCGUCACAGCCACUGCCAUCCUGUCUGACCUGUGGAGCAAAGAAUGGAAGACUCUUCUUCUCUCUCUGCAGGUGACAGCACCUUUCCUCCAUGUGGCUGCAGUCUCACUAAUGGCAGUUCUUGCCUGGCCAAUAGCGUUACACUUCUUCCGCAUGAACAAAAAAGUGCGCCAGGUGGCUGUCCUUGGUCUUUACCUGUCCAUGCUGUUCUCUCUCUACCUGGUCCCUCUGGGAAUGUACUCGCCCUGCAUUAAAGAAGCAGGAACACUGGGACCAGCCCCGACACUCAUCGGACACAGAGGAGCUCCAAUGCUUGCUCCAGAAAAUACCGUGAUGUCGUUUGAGAAGGCAGUGGAGGCUGGAGGAGAGGGACUGGAGACUGACGUCACCAUCAGUUAUGAUGGUGUUCCCUUCCUGAUGCAUGACUCCACGCUGAAGAGAACCACUAACGUUGCAGAGGUUUUCCCAAAUCGAACGCACCUCGAUGCCUCCAUGUUCACCUGGGCCGAGCUACAGCAGCUGAAUGCUGGCGACUGGUUCUUAUCUAGGGAUCCAUUUGGUACUGCGUCGUCCCUGUCUGAGGGGGACCGCUUGCAGGCCCAGAACCAGUCUAUUCCCUCGCUGGCUCAGUUUCUGGAGGUAGCAGCCCGUAGCGGCAGACUAGUUCUGUUUGACCUGCGUAGGCCACCAUAUGGACAUCCCUACAGUCAGUCAUACAUCAACACCACUCUGCAGGUGGUGCAAGCCCACAUCAACUCCUCACAGGUUCUGUGGCUUCCAUCAGAGGACAGGGAGUUGGUCCAGGCUGUGAACCCAGAGCUGCAGCAGACCUCUGGGAAAAAAGCCUCUAUUCAGGAACUGACAGACGGCCACAUCAUCAGACUGAACCUGCACUACAGCACCAUGUCUCAACAGCAGAUCAGUAAGUACCAGUCAGUGAACAUCAGUACUAACCUGUACGUGAUCAGCCAGCCGUGGCUCUACACUCUGGCCUGGUGUGCCGGAGCUCAGUCCGUAGCCACCAACUCCAUCCACGUCCUGUCCAAUAUACACAAGCCGCUCUUCCUCAUGACUCCAGAGGAAUAUAGUCUGAUGUGGAUUCUGACUGAUGCGGUGUCAGCCUUCCUCAUCAUCGCCAUUUUCAUAUUCCAUUGGUGGAGAGAGAGAGGCCUGCCCUUCUGGUCCGGCAGCCGCCAGACUCAUGAGAACGGACCAUACAGCAAGUUCAGGACGGAGCUGAGUGACGUGUGGUCCAUCUCCAGCGUCCACGUCCGGCCUGAUCUACAGAGCACGCCCAGUUCACCCAGCACCCCUCGCCUGCCCACCAUCACUGAAGAAUGACUGCAGGAGAGAGAGACAUAGAGGUAGACAGAGAAAGAGAGACAGGCAAGACAGAAGGGUACAAAAAGUGAGAGAUGGGAAAAAGGUACUUGUUUAGAGACUGAGCGUUAAAGCCCCUGAAAACUUGUUUUCAAAUCUUAAGCACAUGUCGUUAAAAUUAAACAUUCAUAGCUAAAUGAGCAGCAAUCGAAUCGGAUUAAAAAAUCAUUUUGGUAAUCAUUUACUAAGAGCUAACACUCAAAAACUAUAUGUGGUUUGAUUUUAAUUCAAAUGUGCCGAAUUUGUAAUAUCUUUUUUCCAAUUAAGCCCUGCCCCACUUUAAAAAAAGUGAGAAAACUAAGAGAAAACCAGAAAUGCAGAAAUAUGUCAUUUCAAAUUACCAAAACUGUUCUAUGUUUGGCAGAACUUUGUGUUAAAGUAGGACCUCAUCCCUCACAGUAUGAAGCUGAUUAAGAAAAUUGGGACAAAGUGACCAAGAACAGAACAGAAAAAAAAGGUUAAAGUAAGAGACAGCAGCUCUUCUGUCCUUCUCCCCUUCCUUUGUCAUCCUCUCUCAGUCUGUGGGCUGAACUGAACUGCUGAACCAAACCUCAUUCACUGAUCUGCCACCAGUGACACAAAGAGAGAUUGAGGAGCACCAGUGUCCAUUUCCAUACUAUAAUCUCAGAUGCCAUUAAAAUGCCUGGGCAGUGAGGACAGUUAAACACUAGCCCAGGGGCUGACAUGCUUGAGAACAUUUUCAUCUCCGGUCAAUCAACACCAGCUGAGCUCAACAACGCAAGAUUUCAAAGACACUAAACCUCAAACAAGAAAGAAGAAAACAAUGAAUAUAUUCUGCUGUAGUAACAUAUGAGUCGCUUUCACUCCUACCGUCUCGUGUUUCUAGUUGAUAAAAACCAAAUGUUUGACAGGAAGAGCGGCAGAGAGGCGGUGAAUCUCUGAAGGAGUUAAAGCUGACGGUGAUAAAAAGGGUAACUUCAAAGCAGGAGACAUCCGGACGAUGAUAAUAUGGACUCUGAGUAUCUUCUGUACGAAGUAUAGUUUUUCACUUUCAGCUGUACCGAUAUCAGGAACAUUAGACCAAACCUUAGACCAUGUCAUCGAUUUUAAUCUUUGUAUGUCUUUGAGUUCUUGGAUGCGGUGUAUGAACUGUACGCUGUUUGACGGAAUGAAUGUAAACUUGAGGCUGGAGAAGGAAUUGUUAGUUACUAUUUAUGUUUGUACUAAAGUGAAUGUAUUAUCAAGCGGGGCCAUGUUUCUCAAAAGCAUAUGAGAAAUGUUCCGGCUGGGUCAUUUCACUUUGGCUACAGAUUUGUGCCAAAUGUAGCGUCAGCUGUUCUAAAUAAAGAUUAGAAAAAGAUGCUUUUGAGAAACCGGACCUUGUUCUCUUUUUAUGAGGCAGUGAACACAGCAUCUGCUUUUUCUUCAGAUAUACGCACACAGGACGUACUGGAAGCAUGACUAUACAGUACGUCUGUGCUACAUUGCCCUAACUUAAUCUGAUUUUAGAUCUGAACUCCAAAAGCCAUGAGUUUAGGGGCCUUGACUUUCUGAGUGGUUUUGACAGUUUGCUGCACAGUGUUGGAGAUGAAGCAGGACGUGCUGCAGUAAGUGCCAUUAAAAAAGACUGUGGCUUUCUUUUCAUUGUUUAGAAUCCAAAUCACUUUGUCCACCCAGCACGGUAAAUGUACAGGAAUUCAUUUAGAAAAUCCAACAAUAAUUUCUGACAGAUCUCCUUGGAGGCACAUCAUCUGCAGGUAUCGAUUGCAAUGAAUAAGUGGAACACGGUUCACAGUGGGCUGCUCAUUACAUUUUUUUAAGCUACAGUCUGAAUGAUUUCACCCAACUAACCUUUCAUUUAGCAUUUAAUCUCUGAUUCUGAAUCAUUCUGAGACUCAAAUAUUGGACUUUUAAGUUCAGGAUUUGGUUGGAUUUUUGCCAUUGGUCUCAGGUAGACUUGAGGUUGCCCUGUCUUUGUGUGUCCUGGACCAUGCUUUGGUCUCAUGUUGGACUCUCACAGGCCUGGCUGUGGUCUACUUGAGGUUGUACUGUACAGUACCGGUACAAGUUUCUGGACUAUUUAUUUUGUCCUAAAUAAUGCAAUACAAGACCUCUGAAUGAGAUUGUAAUCAAUGUAUUUCCUGCUCCUAAAGUCAGAAAAAUAAAAAAUGAAACAGUGCUAAUACAAUCUAGAACUUAAGGUACAAACUUAAAUCAUUACUGCACAGAAUCAAAUGACUGUCUAAGACUGCAAAUGCAACCAAGCAACUUCAUGUACUGUAUUGUAUUGUAAUAUGAAUAAGCGGUUGGCAUUUAGUUUAGCUGUAUUAGCGUUCCUGUUGGGUAGGCUAAGCAUUUUAGCUACAGUUAACUAUCACUAUAGCUGCCCAGCCAUAAUUAUUCUAUUAAAUAUGAUGUUUCCCACCAUAAGACUGAGCGAGUCUGGUGUCAAUGCAGCACUGCCUUCGAGGUGCGUUGGAUUUCCAGCUUUGCGUGUGUUGGGGUUUAUCCAACCUUUGUUGUAUAGAUGCUUUCUUGAAGUGAUACUCAACCCAAAAUCUAUCGUAGCUCAGCUCGUGCGGACUUCAAUGGUGACUCAAGUGGUUUCAGGUUUUCAGUUGAAACCAUCCU
Molecule: messenger RNA, 4679 nt
Organism: Xiphias gladius (swordfish)
Lineage: Eukaryota; Metazoa; Chordata; Actinopteri; Istiophoriformes; Xiphiidae
Gene: gdpd4a
Product: glycerophosphodiester phosphodiesterase domain containing 4a
Exons: 17
Coding region: 255-2048 (597 amino acids)
Biological process (GO): lipid metabolic process
Cellular component (GO): membrane
Molecular function (GO): glycerophosphodiester phosphodiesterase activity
Source: RefSeq, a predicted model, not a curated record